Sphenostylis stenocarpa is the source of this 876-nucleotide messenger RNA. The record is from the annotation of a GenBank genome assembly. Lineage: Eukaryota; Viridiplantae; Streptophyta; Magnoliopsida; Fabales; Fabaceae.
AUGUCGUUCGCUCGCCACCGUCGUACCCAAUCGGAGAUGCAUUUCCGGAUCACCGACGACUUCGACCUCGAAGUCGAUCUCUCUCCGCAGCGUUUCCAAGAUCCCACCCCGCUCCACCAAUCCGGAUCCAAACCCGAAUCUCCGCCGCACCAGACCGCCGAAACCAACCGCUCCGGUCACCGGAGAAGCAAUUCCGCCGAUGACUCUUCCUCCUCGCUGCUCGAAGGCAUUGAGGCCAAGAAGGCAUUGUCCCCCGAUAAGCUUGCCGAACUCUGGACCGUUGAUCCCAAACGUGCCAAGAGGAUUCUCGCUAACCGUCAAUCCGCGGCGCGCUCUAAAGAGAGGAAAGCUUGUUACGUGUCGGAGCUUGAAAGGAAAUUUCAAUCCCUUCAAACGGAAGCCACUACUCUCUCUGCUCAAUUAAGUCUUUUCCAGAGAGAUACAACUGGCCUGAGUUCUGAAAACACAGAAUUGAAGCUUAGGUUACAAGCCAUGGAACAACAAGUAAAGUUGUGUGAUGCUCUAAAUGAAGCACUGAAGAAAGAAGUUGAUAGGCUGAGGAUUGCAACUGGAGAGAUGGCAAUGCCCGCUGAUAACUAUGGCUUGGGCGUGCAUCAACUUACAUAUUCUCAAGAACCGUUCUUCUCACAUCAGUCACAACAUGGGCAGAGUGAAGUUCAGGCCAUGCAAAUGCCGCAGAUGCAUUCACUCCAAUCUAAUGUGGUUACUACUCAUGAGCCUCUGUUUGAUCUAGACAUUCCCUAUGAUAUGUCCGAAAUGUUGUCGAAUGAAUCAAUCGGGCAGUUUCAGGGGCUGGACCUAGGCCACGGGGUUUCUCAUGUUCCGAUGCCAGAUUAUCCCUCAAAUUUCUGUUAG